Molecule: messenger RNA, 824 nt
Organism: Pseudophryne corroboree (corroboree frog)
Lineage: Eukaryota; Metazoa; Chordata; Amphibia; Anura; Myobatrachidae
Gene: SFT2D1
Product: SFT2 domain containing 1
Exons: 9
Coding region: 173-472 (99 amino acids)
Biological process (GO): vesicle-mediated transport
Cellular component (GO): membrane
Source: RefSeq, a predicted model, not a curated record
CACAGAGCUUUGCCAUGCAGGAAUCACAGGACUAUCAACUACUUCUGAAAAGGUCUUGGAUUCAACAUCACUAAGUUUUGGCACCCGAGUGAAGUGGUUUGCAAUAUGCUUUCUUUGUGGAAUUGGAUUUUCGAUCCUUGGGACUGCACUCCUUUUUAUUCCUUCUGCUGGAAUGAAACUUUUUGCUGUGUUCUAUACGCUAGGAAAUAUUGCUGCUUUAGCAAGCACGUGUUUUCUUAUGGGACCACUUAAGCAACUUAAGAAAAUGUUUGAGCCAACAAGAUUGAUUGCUACAAUAGUUAUGUUGCUCUGUCUAAUUUGUACCUUAUGUGCUGUUUUUUGGUGGCAAAAGAAAGGCCUGGCAAUUCUAUUUUGCAUUCUGCAAUCCCUGGCAUUGACCUGGUAUAGCCUGUCAUAUAUUCCCUUUGCAAGGGAUGCCAUCAUAAAGUGCUUUUCCAGUUGUUUGAAUUAAAGUGCAGGAAGAAGGUCUCUGCUGCAGAAAUCAAGGAAUAAAUAUUGUAAUAUGAACUAGGUUAAUAUUUUUUUUUUCCUUUACAAAAACAAAAUGUAUUUUUUGUAUGUAACAUAAUAUUGAUUAUUUACAUUUUCAUUUUUGCAAAAGCAAUGUUUUUUAUUUUUUAAUCAUUAUUUUAAUAAUGCAUAUUUAUACAGUAACAAAAAUAUUUGCACUUGUGAAAUAUGUUGACAAUAACUGCUUAUUCCAGGUUUCUUUUCUUCACUCCAAAACAUUUUAUUUUCUAUCCUUCACUAGCUUUCUUUGUAAAUAUUUAAAGCUUUAAUAAAUCUACUUGAUAUAAAUAUUA